Molecule: messenger RNA, 1092 nt
Organism: Staurois parvus
Lineage: Eukaryota; Metazoa; Chordata; Amphibia; Anura; Ranidae
Source: the annotation of a GenBank genome assembly
GGACUGUGUGUGCCCGCCGAUCAGCAGCACCAGGCGGCCGCCAGCUUCAUCUACUCCACCCCGCAUGGACCCGCCGCCAGAGCCGGCCUACUGCAACCCACACUGGGGCGCCCUCCGGCCAAGCGGCGGCUGGAACUUGGAGAUGGAAGUCAACAGUAUCUUUCUGAAGGGCUAAAAACACCAAAAGGCAAGGGAAGGGCAGCUGUGCUUUGUCCAGAUAGCCCAAAAACUCCAAAGUCUCCUUUGGAAAAGACUCGUUAUGACACUUCACUUGGGCUGUUGACAAAGAAGUUCAUUCAGCUGCUCAGCCAGUCCUCGGAUGGAGUUGUGGACCUUAACAGAGCUGCGGAAGUCCUUAAAGUGCAGAAAAGAAGAAUUUAUGACAUUACAAAUGUAUUAGAAGGCAUUCAUCUCAUAAAGAAGAAAUCAAAGAACAAUAUUCAGUGGAUGGGCUGCACUCUGCCUGACGAUGGAUGCAACAUGGCACGGUGUCAAGGACUAUCCAAGGAACUGUCGGAACUGAGUCAGGAAGAGGCUAAACUAGAUGAGUUAAUAAAGAGCUGUACCCUAGACUUGAAACUUCUAACUGAGGAUUCAGAGAACCAAAGGUUGGCCUAUGUAACCUAUCAAGAUAUAAGGAAAAUUAGUGGCCUUAAGGAUCAAACCGUUAUUGUUGUCAGAGCUCCCCCUGAAACUAGACUUGAAGUGCCUGAUCCUGUUGAGAGUUUACAAAUACACUUGUCCAGCACCCAAGGAGCAAUUGAAGUGUAUUUAUGCCCUGAAGAAAGUGAAUCAAAUAGUCCAGUGAAGCAAAGCCAUCCGGAUCUAAAUGGGAAUAUCUCAAAACCAAACUCCAAAGAAUUACUAUCACCGAACAUAGAAAACUGCACAAUGGAAGUGAUUUCUCCUUUGACCUCUCCAUCAAACCUUCUGCAGCAAACAGAAGAUCAAAUACCUUUAAGCCUUGACAACCCUUUUGUGAACUUGCUCCCUCCCCUUAUGCACGAGGAUUAUUUACUAAGUCUUGGAGAAGAGGAGGGCAUCAGUGAUCUUUUUGAUGCGUAUGAGCUAGAAAAAACUUCCGUCUCUUGA